AUGGCCUCGGCUAGGACUUACAUCGUUUGUCUCUGGUUGUUUGUUGUGCUGUUUCUGGAGAUCAGUGAUGUUAAAGGCAGGCGAGGUGGUGGAGGCAGCCGGAGUAGUGGGAGGUCAUCUAGGAGCCAUUCGUAUAGCUCCUCCCGAGCGGCUAAAACCUACACCAGUGUGGCGCUCACUGGACGUGUUUUAGGCAGCAGCAAGUAUACCAUGUUGAACUGGCGGACAGCGGCGCUGGCCGGGUUCAUCUACGGAGGUCCCCGCUAUAUACGACUGCACUCACACAGACACGACAUGCCUCCGAUAUGCACCAAUGACUACGAGAAAAGCCCAGAGGGACGAAUAUAUGGUUACUUCAUCUGUCCAAGGGAGAAUGAAACGGAGACCUACAUCUACUGCUGCGGUCCAAACAAACGAGAAUACUGCUGCGACAGGGAAAUGGCACAGAAAUAUGUCUCAAAGAGUGGCUUAUCCAUUGGCGAUAUAUUUGGUAUCGUGUUCACAGUUGGUUUUGUCUGUGUCCUCUCGUUCAUCUGCUUCAAGAAACGGAAACAACCAAACGGCUCCCUUGAAUGGUCCAGCACCGUCUUCUGCACACAUGUGCCAUCAUCUUCUCCACUCAUAUGCCAUCAUAACCUCCACACGUGUGCCAUCAUAACCUCCACACAUAUGCCCACAUUUCCCCCAUACAUGUGCCUUUAUCUUCUCCACACAUAUGCCCUCAUGUCUUCCACACAUAUGCCAUCAUCUCCUCCACAUGUGUGCCCUCAUCUCCUCCACACAUGUGCCCUUAUCCCCUCCACACACAUGCCCUCAUCUCCUCCACACAUAUGUCCUAAUCUUCACACAUAUGUGCAUAUUUGUCCAGGUGCGACACCCUGCAUGCCGCCACCAUCCUACGACGCAGUAGCUUCACAUCCAUCGUAUGAUGGUGUCAGUGGUUUACCAUAUGGUCCUCCUCAACCUCAGCCUCCACCAAACCUUGAUGGUAAGAUGUUCCCGUACCCCUCACAGGGUGGCGAUCCUCCAUAUCCCUACCCACAAUCUGCAGCCAGUGCUCCCUACCCACCACCAAGUGAACCAUCCUACCCACUCCUAAAUGAACAACCCUAUCCAAAUUCAGCCACAGUUUCCUACCCACCCUCAGGUGGAGCUCCUUAUCCAACCCCAGGUGGCGCUCCUUAUCCAACCCCAGGUGGAGCUCCUUAUCCAACCCCAGGUGGAGCUCCUUAUCCAACCCCAGGUGGAGCCCCUUACCCAUCCUACAGUUCCCCAAACAGUGACAGCCUGGUUGGUGGGGCUAAAUAA
This is a messenger RNA of Candidula unifasciata, 1308 nucleotides long. NCBI's taxonomy places the organism in Eukaryota, Metazoa, Mollusca, Gastropoda, Stylommatophora, Geomitridae. The record is from the annotation of a GenBank genome assembly.